Penicillium longicatenatum is the source of this 1449-nucleotide messenger RNA. RefSeq names its product NAD(P)/FAD-dependent oxidoreductase. Bases 1 to 1449 code for a protein of 482 amino acids. Gene Ontology annotation, molecular function: sarcosine oxidase activity; flavin adenine dinucleotide binding. The transcript has 8 exons. The record is from RefSeq and is a predicted model, not a curated record. Lineage: Eukaryota; Fungi; Ascomycota; Eurotiomycetes; Eurotiales; Aspergillaceae.
AUGGCUGAACCAAAGUCAGUAGCGAUUAUAGGAGCUGGCAUAUUUGGUCUUUCGUUAGCGGUGGCUCUUCGCGACCGAGGUCACCAUGUUACCGUAUUCGAGCGCUAUAGAUAUGAUCAAAAUGCAUACGAUGCAAGCGAUGAUGAUAUACAAGCCGCAUCGGUAGACCACAACAAGAUUUUCCGAGCGUCUUACGGAAAGGAACUUCACUAUCAGCGUCUCGCCAUGGAAGCGCGGAAAUUUUGGAUCGCAGAGGACCAGAAUCGCGGCUUUUCACAGCAGGCUCCUGCGUCUGGGGAACAAAGGCUUUUCGUCAACAGCGGAAUGCUGCGUGUGCAGCCAACGGAUCACCUUGGAGCAUUGGAGAAAGAGUCUCUCGCCAACCUGGAGCGCGACGGUUUCCGAGAUACACAAUUCGUCAAGAGCAGCGCCGAGGAUCAACAACGUGCGGAUCAUCUAGGGUGGAAGGACAAAUUGCUUGAUUUCGGGAUCCCAGAUGUCACCCCUGCUAGAUCUUAUGAGGCCGUACUUGAUUCAACGGCCGGGUUCUUGAGGUGCAGUAAUGCCUGUGCUCAUUACCAGAAAGUUGCGACUUCGACGGGGGUUCAAUUUCACUUUGGACAGGAGAAAGGUGCUGUGGAAUCGAUAGUGAAAGAGCUCAGUGCUGCUGAGCCCAAUAAAGAAAAAGCGACUGGACUGAAGACAAAAGACGGCGUUUUUCACAAAGCCGAUGUUGUGGUGGUUGCUGCUGGAUCCUUCUCUACGCAAGUUUUACCAAGCCUGAGCUACCACCUCGAGUCCUCCGCUGGAAGCUUAGCCACAUUCAAGAUUGACUCAAAUCAUAGGGAGCUUUGGGACAAGUAUUCCCCUGAAAAAUUCCCGGUUUUGACAUGGAAAAGCACUCCUCGAGACUCGACGGGCCGAGACACCGGGAGCAUCUAUGUCUUGCCUCGAACCCCUGAAGGUCUGGUCAAGGUGGGAUAUCGUGGACUCAAGUUCACCAAUUUUAGACCUGCGCCUGAUGGCACGCCUUUCACCCAGAAUGGAAUGUGGUCGGUGCCGCUCCCACCAAACGAAUGCAUUUCACUACAAGAACAAGCUGUCUAUGCUAUUAGGCAGUUUGUAUCUAUUUUCCUCCCGGAGUUUGACACUGUACCAUUCCACUCUACCAAACUCUGCUGGUAUACGGACUCCUUGGACAAUUCCUUUGUGAUUGAUUAUGUCCCUGAUUAUGCGGAAAACUCUGUCUUUGUCUGCACAGGGGGCAGCGGCCAUGGGGCCAAAUUUCUACCUAUUCUUGGACAACAUGCAGCGGAUGUCUUUGAGAAUGCCGAUCAGAGCACGUCAUACAUGCGUCCGUUCUGGCAAUGGCGGCCUGGUGCACCCCGAAGAAAUGGCCUCGAGGAAGGACCUGAUGGGCCUCGAAACAUUUCCAAGCUUUUCCCUUAA